ACAGUAGUGACGGCCGCGCGGGAGCGGUCACAUGACCAUAGCGGCAGCCUGUACAGUAAGAACCCAAUAUGGCAGCGGCGGUAGCAGUGGCAACGGCAGCAGGAGGACCGGCCGCCCCAUAGACCCCCCCCCGCGCACCACCCCCGCCGCUUCCUCUGCUUGGGUGCUCCUCCGGCCUGACUUCCCCUUUCUCCCACCUUUCCCAGCACCGCGGGAAAAGCAGCGCAGGGCAGAGCAGACAGGGAGGGCGGCCGGAGCCCGGACACGGGAGCCUCCCAGUCAGUUCAAGACCCGACAUGAGGGAAAAGGGACGUAGGAAGAAGGGCAGGACCUGGGCGGAGGCCGCCAAGACGGUCUUAGAAAAAUACCCCAAUACACCCAUGAGUCAUAAAGAAAUUCUUCAAGUUAUCCAGAGAGAAGGACUAAAAGAAAUCAGAAGUGGAACUUCCCCUCUUGCAUGCCUGAAUGCAAUGCUACACACAAACUCCAGAGGUGAAGAGGGCAUCUUCUAUAAGGUUCCAGGCAGAAUGGGAGUAUAUACUUUGAAGAAAGAUGUGCCGGAUGGGGUGAAAGAGCUAUCAGAAGGUUCAGAAGAAAGCAGUGAUGGUCAGUCAGAUUCCCAGAGUUCUGAGAACAGCAGCAGCAGCAGUGAUGGUGGCAGCAACAAAGAGGGAAAAAAGAGCAGGUGGAAAAGGAAAGUAUCGUCUAGACUGUCACAGCCAUCCUCUCCCCAAUCAGGCUGCCCAUCACCCACCAUUCCGGCAGGUAAAGUCAUUUCUCCAUCACAGAAGCACAGCAAGAAAGCACUAAAGCAGGCUCUAAAGCAGCAGCAGCAGAAGAAACAGCAGCAGCAGCAGCAGCAAUGCAGGCCAAGCAUGUCCAUCUCCUCCAACCAACAUCUCUCUCUAAAGACUAUCAAAACCACCAGUGACACUGUACCUGCCAAACCUGCAAUAUGGGAAGGAAAGCAACCUGAUGGACAGUCAAGCAGUCCCCAGAACUCAAACUCCAGCUUUGCAUCGUCAGUUAAAGUGGAAAAUCCUUUGCUAGGCUUGGGGAAGAAGUCAUUUCAGAGGUCUGACAGACUCCACACAAGACAAAUGAAAAGGACUAAAUGUGCUGACAUUGAUGUUGAGACACCAGACUCCAUUCUGGUUAAUACAAAUCUGCGAGCGCUGAUCAACAAACACACCUUUUCAGUCCUUCCUGGAGAUUGCCAACAACGACUGCUUUUACUACUCCCUGAGGUGGAUCGACAGGUUGGUCCAGAUGGUUUGAUGAAGUUAAAUGGCUCAGCUCUUAACAAUGAGUUCUUCACUUCUGCAGCCCAAGGCUGGAAGGAAAGACUUUCAGAAGGUGAGUUUACACCAGAGAUGCAGGUGAGAAUUCGACAAGAGAUUGAGAAGGAGAAAAAAGUGGAGCCAUGGAAGGAACAAUUCUUUGAAAGCUACUAUGGUCAGAGUUCUGGCCUGAGCCUUGAAGAUUCAAAGAAAUUGACAGCAUCUCCCAGUGAUCCCAAAGUAAAGAAAACCCCAGCUGAGCAACCAAAAUCCAUGCUUCCUUCAGAGGCCUCUCCUGUCAGAAUAGUCCCAGUAGCCCCCCAGUCAGAGUGUACAGAGGCAGCAUUGCAAAUGCCUCCAGCAGGCAGAAAGGAAGAGCACGAAAGCCCAGACAAGGCACAGCCAAACUUCUCCAAAUCCACAGAGCCCCCACUUCCCUCUGCCAGCAAUAUACAUGAGCUUAGUAGCAUUCUUCCCGUCAAGUGCCCAAAGGAUGAGGGUCUCUUGGAGCAGAAGCCAGUUGCCUCUGCUGAACAGGAAUGUGAGAAAGAGAAUCAUCUCACCACAGCUUCUCGUCACAACAAAAACGAAAGCCAAGAAUCUCUGAUUAUAUCCCCAAACAAACCCAAGAGUCCUGAGGUGGAAAAGCCAAUAAUGAAACCUACAGCAGAAGCAAGUCCACAGGAGACCACUAGGAAAGAACCUCCAGCAGCUCUUGUUGAUCAGAGCCCAGAAAGCCUCAAGAGGAAAUCUUCUCUCACCCAAGAAGAGGCCCCUGUGAGCUGGGAGAAAAGGCCACGUGUCACUGAGAAUUGCCAGCACCAGCAGCCAUUUCAGGUCUCGCCACAGCCCUUUCUCAGUAGAGAAAGGGUCCAGGUGCGAAAAGUACCACCUCUCAAGAUCCCGGUCUCCAGAAUCUCCUCCAUGCCGUUUCAUCCAUCGCAGGUCUCUCCCAGGGCUUGUUUUCCAGUCUCCAUCAUUAGUCCUAACAGAACAGGAGCCAGAACUCUCGCAGACAUCAAAGCAAAAGCCCAGCUGGUCAAAGCACAGAGGGCAGCAGCUGCUGCAGCCGCCGCAGCUGCUGCAGCUGCCUCAGUUGGAGGGACCAUUCCAGGACCUGGCCCAGGGGGUGGACAAGGUCCAGGAGAGGGUGGUGAAGGGAAAGCUGUUAGAGGAGGCAGUCCAGGCUCAGACAGAGUCAGUGGAACUGGAAAAGGCCCCACACUGGAACUGGCAGGAACUGGAAGCAGGGGAGGUACGAGAGAGCUUUUACCCUGUGGUCCAGAGACUCAGCCCCAAUCUGAGAUCAAGACCACCCCAGACCAGGCACAGCCUCAUAGUGUCUCUGGAGCACAACUACAGCAAACCCCCUCAGUGCCUCCAACACCUGCCAUCAGUGGAGCGUGCACAAAUGUCCCAUCACCAGCCCACAUAGAGAAAUCGGAUAAUGAAAAACUGAACCCCACCAGGGCAACAGCCACAGUGGCCUCUCUUAGCCACCCGCAAGGGCCCGGUAGUUGCAGACAGGAGAAAGCACCUUCUCCUCCAGCAGGUCCUGCUCUAAUCUCAGGUGCCUCAUCUGUUCAUUUUGCAGCUGAUGGCACAGUUGAGCCCAAAGCCGGUUCUAGUAAGGAUACACCAAACUCUUCAGCCUCAGCAAAGACAGAUGCUAGUGCACCAGUGGCUAUGACUCCCUCCCCUUUAACAUGUUUACUGACCACAGCCACUUCAGAAAAGCUUCCUGUACCCCAGGUCAGUGUAACUACAGCACCUACCGGAUCAACUCUAUCCUUGAGCUCUUUGCCAGCAGCUUCUAGCCUUAAAACCCCAGGAACUUCCUCACAUAUGAAUGGACCCACUUCAAGACCAAGCUCUAGUAUCCCUGCCAAUAAUCCUUUAGUUACUCAGCUGCUCCAGGGCAAAGAUGUUCCCAUGGAGCAAAUUCUGCCUAAACCUCUCACCAAAGUUGAAAUGAAAACUGUUCCACUGACUACAAAAGAGGAAAGGGGGAUGGGAGCACUCAUAGGUACCAACACGACAGAAAAUAGCACCAGAGAGGAAGUUAAUGAGCGCCAGGCCCAUCCAGCUACACAGCUGGGUAAAACCUUACAAAGUAAACCGCUCCCUUUUCCAAGGCCCCUUCAGCUGUUUUCUGCUAAGGAGCUGAGGGACUCCAGCAUUGACACACACCAAUACCAAGAAGGACUAAGUAAAGCAACCCAAGAUCAGAUCCUUCAGUCUCUCAUCCAGAGGGUUCGGAGGCAGAAUCUUCUCUCAAUUGUGCCGCCCUCCCAGUUCAACUUCACUCACUCAGGUUUCCAGUUGGAAAACAUCUCCACAAGCCAGAGGUUCAUGCUGGGUUUUGCUGGCAGAAGGACAUCCAAGCCUGCAAUGGCAGGUCACUACUUACUUAAUAUUUCCACCUAUGGCCGGGGUUCAGAGAGCUUUAGGAGGACCCAGUCUAUAAACCCUGAAGACCGUUUCUGUCUAAGUAGCCCCACUGAAGUCUUGAAAAUGGGAUAUACAGACUGCAAAAAUGCAACAGGGGAUAGUAGCAGUGGCAAAGAAGACGACACUGAUGAGGAAAGUACUGGUGAUGAGCAGGAGUCCAUCAUGGUGAAGGAGGAGCCCCAGGUUUCCCACAGUUCUGGCAAAUGGGACACAAGUUCGGGACCCCACAGUAGGGAAACCCUAUCCACCGGUGAUUGCUUAGCUAACAAGAAUGUGAAGGCCGAGACACCAGUGAAUGAGCAAACCACUUUAAGCAAGGAGAAUUACCUGUUCACUAGAGGCCAAACAUUUGAUGAAAAGACCCUAGCCAGAGAUUUAAUUCAGGCAGCACAGAAGCAAAUGGCUCAUGCAGUGAGAGGUAAGACAAUGCGUAGCAGCCCUGAGCUUUUCAAUUCUACUGCUCUUCCUCUACCUGCAGACAGCCCCACCCAUCAGCCUCUACUCCUUCCACCACUGCAAACCCCAAAGUUGUAUGGAAGCCCCACACAGAUAGGGCCAAGCUACAGAGGCAUGAUCAAUGUCUCCACCUCAUCUGACAUGGACCAUAACUCUGCUGUACCAGGUAGCCAGGUAUCUAGCAAUGUAGGUGAUGUCAUGUCCUUUUCAGUGACUGUCACUACCAUCCCUGCUAGCCAAGCUAUGAAUCCCAGCAGCCAUGGCCAGACCAUUCCUGUUCAGGCCUUUCCUGAAGAGAACAGCAUAGAGGACACGCCUUCAAAAUGUUACUGCCGAUUGAAAGCCAUGAUCAUGUGCAAAGGGUGUGGAGCUUUCUGCCAUGAUGAUUGCAUUGGCCCCUCCAAACUGUGCGUCUCCUGCCUUGUCGUUCGGUAACGAGACUAGAAGGAGACACACUGUAAAGGAGGGGGAAGGGAUGGGUUGACCAGAUGUGUUUUUUGGAAUCACAGAAAUAAACAAGUAAGUUUCAGUUGUCUUAAGAGACAAAUGUUACUUAAUCAGGAAUACAAAGUAUAGAUCUUUUACAUUUUAGAGGAAGAGCACCUUGUAUAGUAAGUCUAAGUCAAGCAAGACUUUGUGAAUUUGUGACAAGUUUGCACUUAAAAAAUCAUGUAAAUAUGUCACAUUUUGUUUAACAUUUUUCCAAGUGUUUAGGUAAUAAUGUGUUACUUUGAAUUCAGAUUUAUGUUCCACUUCAUGUGACUCUGAGAAAAGUUUAAUGCCAUGCAUGGUGAAAGGAAGCUUUCUGACCUUUGCUAAGAGGCCAGGAAAAGGAAGGAGUGAAGGAGUGGUCCAAAGAAGUGACCAUUCAUGCUGAUUAUGUCUUGACAGUCUGGCUGCGGGUCAUUCAUAGAUUAUUCAGCCUUUGCAGGAUUUGGAUUCAGAGUUUACUCAGUCCGUUUACCUUAUGUAGAAGCUUCUUAAGUUGAAGUAUUUGAUAAGGUAUUAAUUUCACAGGUAGUGUUUCAGAUUGUGAAAGCUCUGACUUGGUUCUUGGCUUCUGUAAACCAGUACUGUGGCCAAGCACUCUGCUUGCAGUUUGUGGAUCCCUGCUGUUCCCUAGUCCCACCCCUGCCCUGACAUAGUGAAUGUAGUUCCUGAAGGGAUUGCUUCCUCAGUCCCCCUGCCCCCGCCCCACCCCCGUGUUGUUAUAGCCUGUACAGGGCAACAAUCCCAGCAAAAAAAUCCCAUACUUAGUCAUUCAUGGAAACUUACAGUUUUGAAAUACUAGCAUAAAAUGAGUAGAAAAGUGUUAGUGAUGGGGUGAUUUGAACUAUGUAUUGUUAGGCAAGGGAAAGGAAACUGCAGAAACUUAAAUUGAACCUAAAGAACUUCAGAGAACAAUUUUAACACUAGAAACAAAGUAGCCUCUCUUUUCCUCUUCUCCCUCAACCCGUUACCUAAUGUUCUAUAGUCAGUUGUUGUCACAAGUAGAAAAGCUUGUUAAUACCACGUUUGCUUAUUCUGUUUAACCUGUUUUGACCUCCCAGGCAUCUGAGGAGGAUGACAUAAUCUUAUCUCUUACUUUGCACACACAUGUGCGCACACAUACACACACAAAUACACAGCACUUUCCCUGUUUUAGAAAAUAUGUCCCCUGUUUUGGAGUACUGCUGUCUGUGCAACUAGAAAUUUCUGACGUAAAGGGGCUUCAGUGAAUGGCUUAGGGAAUGCAUGGAAAGGAAGAAAAAUUAGCUCCAAAGUUUUGUUUGUUUUUGUUUCUUUUUCUUUUUUUGUUUCCUUUUUUGUUUUUUAAAUCCUUCUCUAGUGACUGAAGAAUUUUUGAGUACAUAAUAUUUAGGUCAUGGUUAAAGAACAUUAAAAUAAACCUACAGUUUACCAGAAUUUAGUAAAUUGGAGAGUGUCAAUUUGCAUCAUUUGCAUGUUGAUCUCACGUCUCCCAAUUGAACUGUGUAAAGUAAAAAUAUUAGUGCAACAUAGUACAGUUGUCUUUGUACUUAAUAUUCAGGAUGUGAUAUUUACAAAAUUCAGAACAGUUUAAACUUAUUAGUUAAGUCACAUUACAGAUUAGGAGAAAGAAAGCAAUAAUAAUCUGUUUUACCCCCAUACUAUUGCCCACCCCCCCAUCAUACACUUUUUUGUUUUUAAUGCUUUCCCUCAGUCCUUGCCCCCAUUACCAUAAGAAACUCACUUCACUAUUGUUCAUUUUUCAUUUCUGGCUUUUUUGUGGCCCAAAGCAAAUAUAGGAUUAAUAUCUGUGUUCCGGUUUCAGACAAGACAAUAUGAUGUCCUUCCAUCUUCCCCCUUUUCUUCCAGCACACACACAGCUAAGAGAUAAGAAGGCUGCAAGAAUCCAGGGAUAAAGAGUAAGUUCUCAAGCCAAGAACCAAUAGGAAACAAAUCAUGGUUGUGCUUCAAAUGUUCAGCACCCUGGGCAGUCCAGGGGGUGACUUUAGAAAGACUUAAUGAUGGGUGGAACACUGCGCCCAGCCGUUCCAUUCCCCACCUUAGUGCCAGGGCUGAGGGCUGUCUGCAUGCUGGAAGAGGUUGAAUGUUUCAGAAUUAACUCCGUGCUAAAUAUCAGUUACCAAUUUUGAUUGAUGAAAGUGAUUUUUCUGCUGCGGCCCUUUCCUGUCAGAAAGGCUUUUCUCCAUGGUUUCUGUAGAUGGAAAGACUGACCAGGAAAGGAGGAGGAAAGGCAUCAGGAAUUGUAAAGUCCAUUCAGAAAGCAAACCAUAUUGUGCCUCUUCAUCUUGACCCAGGCUCUUACAGAUAGGUCCUAAGUUUUGCUGUUCACCAGAUUCUUUCCACAAGUAAUACUCAGCUAAAUAUUUUCAUUUAGGAAUACUUGUAAAACAGAAAUGACCAACUAUGUAUACUGCCUCAGUCUUGACCAGAUGAGAGAACAGUUUCAGGUUAUCUCAGAUUGGUAGUAAAUUGAAUACCAGUCUAUUUUUCAGUUUGUUUCAAAACAGUUGUUUCAGGUAGAAAGCCAUUCAUUUUAUAAGCUGAACAGAAAAAAAUUACAUAAUAUCUGGCCUUCUAGAAAAUGAAGCAGUAGAAACAAGGAAACAUUUAAAUUAUUACAGUAUGGUACUCCAACAGUACCUUCAAAGCAAUUUUUAACUUAGCUCUUGAGUUGUUCAAUCUGAAAUGUUUUAUUAAGUGCUAAGCUUAUUCUUAGGGUAUUACCUGUCAUUGUUUCCAGUGACUAGUCAGGCAUCAUGCCUGAUGCACAUGCCUCCAGUGUACCCCUCUCUAGCCUUCAGAUUACCCCCAUCUGCUGCAGGUCACCUCAGGAGAUAGCAUUAAUAAUGUAUCGUCUCAGUCUUAUUUAUAAACAUUCUAAGUUGUCUAGUAGAGAAGACUCUGAAUCUGAAAGAAUUUUCAUUAAUUAAAAUUCCCCAUUCUGUUAAACAGAAAGUAAAGCCAAAUACCUGGAGUUGUUUGCCCUGCUUCUGUUCCCUUAACCCGUAUGCUGAAGAUACUGGAGCUAUCUCUGGUAUUUCAUGGAACAUUUUUAAGAUUAAGCGCUGGCCAGUGGGAAAUUAUUCUUGGGGUGGGGGAAGAAUCAUACUUACAUGGGUUGUGAAGGCACACAAAUGUACAUGUUUUAGAUCAUAUCUCAGAUUUAAAUAGCCAAAGGAAGACCUCACUGCCUUCCAGGUGAAGGUGUAAAGUCAUACAGAUUAAUGACCCGACAGUUACCAUUCUGUUGCUUAUUACUGCCUUUCUCCACCCUGGAGAUUCCUAAAGAGCUCUUGGGUGAAGUGAUUUGUUAUAAUGAGGGGGGUCUUCUCUGGUCAUUACAUUGCUAUUUAUUGCUAGAACUCACUGUCAAUGAGCAGUGCUAGGGUUGUUUUCUCUUUGACUCAGAGGUUUCAUAGCAUAGCAAGGAGGGAAAAGUCUCCCCAUUGCAUUACAACAGUGCGCUAAGUAAAAAACUUGGCAAAGGGUAGUUUUCAGCUCAAUUUAUAGAAUAGUCCAAAGAGACUUUGAGAAACAUGAUGAUAGGCAGGGACCUUUCCUACCAUGUUUCAAUACCUACAUACCUAUUGAAAGAGAACAGUAGGUAAAACAUUUCCUAAAGUUGAAGCAAUAGCUUCAUAGAUUCUUGGUUACUUUAUUUUUUUUAAUGCUUUACAUUUGAUACAACUAUUAAAGAUCAAUUUUAAAAAUAGCUUUCCAGUAAUAUAUUUUAAGUAAUAUAUAUUUUAAUAUCUAUGUAAAAAGUGACAGUGGAAGACUUUGAAUUUCUCAUAUAUGGUAUGUUUAAUGUAGGACCUCACUGUUAAGGCACAAGUUAUUUCAAGGAAGUUACUCUAAAGACACUCAGAUUAUUUCCAAAAAAAAAAAAAAAAAAUGCAAUAAGGGAAUAGUUUGGGGGUUUAUUUUUUAUUUUAAAAGAAAAUUGACUUAUUUACCACAAGCUAUUUUUUUCCCUUCUGGCUAUAAGGUUUGUACAGACUGGUUUGGUAAAUGCUAAACUUUUGUGUCUUUUGCCUUUUUAAAGGAAUUGUUAACAUUGGAUUAGAGGGUAUGUACAGAGAAGUUGGUGUCAACACCAUUUAAAAAGUCAUAUUUUUUCACAAAUAUAGAAAAAAUCAUUUUACAUAAGAAUUUUAAGUAUUUGCAAUAAAUAUAUGUAUAUAGAUUGUAUGUAUUCCUAUAUUCUUAUUUUCAUUUUAUUAUUAAGUAAAAGAUCAUUAAAAUUGAAAGUAAAAACCUUGGAGUUUUUGGUGAAUCUUGAGGUCUAACACAUCUGAGAGUGGCAUGGGGAAGGGCCCUCGGUUGUUGCCUUAUCUACUGUGGGAAAGAUACCCCAGACUGUAUGGAAGAGAGUGAAACGAGGGAUUUGGCGGUAAACAAAUCAGGGUAGUGUAUUUCUUUCAGAACUUAAGUAAAAAUAUGAUUAAAUUA
This is a messenger RNA of Lemur catta (Ring-tailed lemur), 9128 nucleotides long. It is a transcript of the gene ASXL2, whose product is annotated as ASXL transcriptional regulator 2. Gene Ontology annotation, biological process: animal organ morphogenesis; positive regulation of transcription by RNA polymerase II. NCBI's taxonomy places the organism in Eukaryota, Metazoa, Chordata, Mammalia, Primates, Lemuridae. The coding region runs from base 297 to 4622 and encodes 1441 amino acids. Gene Ontology annotation, cellular component: PR-DUB complex. Gene Ontology annotation, molecular function: DNA binding; peroxisome proliferator activated receptor binding; chromatin binding. The record is from RefSeq and is a predicted model, not a curated record. The transcript is spliced from 13 exons.